This is a messenger RNA of Cetraspora pellucida, 227 nucleotides long. The record is from the annotation of a GenBank genome assembly. NCBI's taxonomy places the organism in Eukaryota, Fungi, Glomeromycota, Glomeromycetes, Diversisporales, Gigasporaceae.
CUAAAAAUCAUAGAAGUAUUAUUGAAGACUUUGAAAUAAAAAUAAUUAAAUAUAAUUCAGAAGUUAUUAAAUGUUUUGAUAUUAAAAAUAUUGUAUUUUUAAAUAAUAAAAUAUUUCUAGAUAGUAAAUCUAAUACUAAUAAUAAAGAACUACAAAAUAAUAAUAUUAAUAAAUUAGAUAAAUUUAAUAAUAAUUAUUUUGAUAUUAGUAAUAAAAUAGAACAAGAU